Molecule: messenger RNA, 230 nt
Organism: Funneliformis mosseae
Lineage: Eukaryota; Fungi; Glomeromycota; Glomeromycetes; Glomerales; Glomeraceae
Source: the annotation of a GenBank genome assembly
GAGGGUUAAAAUAUUAUGAAGGUAUCGCUAAAGAAAAUAUUGGUAAAGUUAUUAAUAAUGAAAGAUUGAUAAAUGAAGGUGAAUCUGAUAAAUUAGCUGGAGAAUCUGAGCGUGAUGCGGCUUCAGGUCACAAGAAAGCUGAAAAGGCUACCAAAACGCCGGAUUCGAUCAAAAAAGAAGGGACAGUAACGGAUGAACUUGUUGAUAUGAUUCGGAAAAGCAAAUUGUAA